AUGGCAAGUCGACGUCUUCCGACAAUAAUUAUCGACAACGGAACAGGCGUUUUGAAAGCUGGACUGAGCGGAGAAGAACAGCAUCCUGCCGUGGUCAUGCACCGUAGCGCUAUCAAGUGUGACAUUGAGCGUCAUGCUCUUGCACCUGUAGAUCUCAUGGACCGACCUCGAUCGCACCUAGAUUUUGAAUUGUUGACGGAAAUAUGGAAAGACAUGACAAGACAAUUGAAAAUCGAUUUAUCCGAACACAACAUCGUCCUCAAUGAAAGUGAAAUGUACAUCAAAUCCGACAUUUCAACAAUGCAAGAAAUUAUGUUUGAAGAAUUCAGAACGCCAGGACUCUACAUUGGCAAGGAAUCCGCGUUCUCACUCAUUUGGCAUCGCAAGCCGACCGGCGUUAUUGUAGAUUGCGGUGAUUACAUUACGUCUGUUGUACCCUUUCACAACAAACAUCGUCUUUCGAAUAACUGUCUACUUAGCUACGGCGGUCGGAAUGUUACUCUGAAAUUUUUCAGAAGUCUAUCUAGAGAGGGAUACGACGAGCUAGACUUUAGCAAUCGUCAUCAUUUUGAAGUAUUGAGAAAGAUUAAAGAGGAACAUGGAUAUUCAACAAUUUGGAGAAAAAAUCUGAAAACAAAAGAGCAACUCCAACCACUGAAAGUUUCUUGUGAACUAGUACCCAGAAACCAAGAUAGUUUCUUUCUGCCUCGGUGCUUCUACAGUUUUCGUGAAGCAAAAGGAAUUCAAAAUGCCGUCUUCAAAGCCAUCAAGACACAAAUCGACUCGGUACAACAACAGCUCCUCGAAUCUGUGCUUUUGUGCGGUGGCUGCACUCUCUUGACAUCGUUUGCAGACGCGCUUGCAUUGACGACUGACGAUCUUAAAAAGUUUCCAAAACCUGUCAACGUCAUUAAGAUUAAGAAUCGUGAACACAGCGUUUGGCUUGGAGCAAAUAAAUUCGCGAUGAAGGAGGAAUGCAUUAGUCAACUUAAGGUUACGAAAGAGGAGCAUGAUGAAGUGGGAGAGCACAUUUAUAGAAAAAGAUCUGACAAUGAAUCGGCAGAGGCUAGUUCUAGAGGAGAACGGGUCCGUCGGGAUGAUGUAUCCAGAGAGGCUAUUUCUAGAGGAGACCGGGAUGUCGCAGCGCACUUGUACUUCUCUAGCGGCACACGGAUCGUCUCGACAUUCCGGUAUUCUCUACGUCUUAAGAACUACUUUAGUCUUCCAAGGCUUAUCAUCGACAGCAGGAAGACUGUUUCAAAAGCUGGCCUCAGUGGACAUAACCUGCGUUCGACAGUCAAAAGGCAAAGCCCUAAUACGAUCGAUGAAGUUGCAUUGAGUCACAAUCUUUCAAAUCUCGAUCGAAGCCAACGACGCUCUGUUACAAAUUUUGAUCGUCUAAAAGAGGUGAGUAAACAGUUGGUGCUGAAACGAUAUUUGCAGUGUGAAGUAGUGAGAUGUUAA
Molecule: messenger RNA, 1464 nt
Organism: Corticium candelabrum
Lineage: Eukaryota; Metazoa; Porifera; Homoscleromorpha; Homosclerophorida; Plakinidae
Product: actin-like
Exons: 5
Coding region: 1-1464 (487 amino acids)
Source: RefSeq, a predicted model, not a curated record